AUGCUGGGCGAAUACUACGGCGUCAUGUCAAAGAACGCCGUGGUCAAGGCCCCUGGACAACACCCGCCGUUCGAGGGCGCCGCCACGGGCUACCUCGCCGAGCUCCAAGGGAAUCGGGUGGCCGUGACGGACGAGACGAGCCCGGGCGAGCGCGUCGACCUGGGAUCCGUGCUCAUGAUGACCGGCGGGGGCAAAAUCACCUCCCGGCUCCUCUUCCAGAACAACGUCUCCUUCCGCUUCAUCCACACGCGCUUCAUCCAGACCAACUACGACCCUAAGAUCCCUCCAACCCUGGCCAAGCAGCCAAACAUCGACCGCUGUCUCAUCGUGGUUUGCUUCUCAAACGAGUACGUGUCCGAGAACAAGUUUGACGAGACCAACCCGAAUCACAGGCAUGUGGACAUUGGGUUGAAGGACCAGAUGGAGAGUCUGGCGGUGCGCGAGGAGUUCCUCACGUUUCUCGUCCAAGGAAGUCGGGCUUGGUACGAGGACCCCACGGUCUCGCGCAAUCAUCCGCCGGCCGUCCAAGAGGCCUCGAUUGCAUGGCUGCGGCGCGGAGACAAGCUGCAGAUCUUCCUGCAGUCGGAACACUGCGAGCACGACGCACCGACGACACCCAACAAUGCCAAGAGGCCUGACCCCCUCGGCUUGACCCCCUCGGCUUGA
Messenger RNA from Klebsormidium nitens, 666 nucleotides. The record is from the annotation of a GenBank genome assembly. Lineage: Eukaryota; Viridiplantae; Streptophyta; Klebsormidiophyceae; Klebsormidiales; Klebsormidiaceae.